AUGCGGCUCCCAGGUGGGAGCCUGCAAAUCCACACGGGCACGUGGGUGCCUCGAACGGGCUCCCAGGACGGCAGAGCCCAGCAAGGGCAUCAGCGGGGUGCAACAGCCUGGGCUCUCCGAGGAGCUCCGGGGAUCCGCACAACCAAACCCGCUGAAAACCGUGUCCCGGCGUCGCGGGCUGCGCUGACCCUGCCUCUGCCUUGCCCGGCAGAUGUUUGCCCUAAAAAACAUCUGCUGAUGGAGACUCCAGGCUCUUCCCAGGCCAAUUUGUUCGCUGCUGCAAGAUCCCAAGUGAAAACAGGGAAGACUCAUCUACUCUCAGCUGAGAAGGAAUCUUUGAUCGGAAGGAAUUUUGGGGCUCGGGAGGCGUUUCUGCAGAAACGCUCGGGCCAGCCCGCUGCCGCGUGGAAGGCUGCGCGCCACGCUAAGGAAUUAAAUCACUCCUCUCAGGUUUGGAAGCUUCCUGGAGCGUUAAGCACGGGAUCAGCCACAGACACUUCCACAAUAAGGAUGCUGGUGAUUCACCCUGCACACGUGGCUUUGCGUGUUACUGCUGCAGUGUGCGCAGUGCUGAGGAGAGCGCGGUUAGAGGUAGCAUUAAAACUUGGAAAAGAGGAAAGAACUAAAGCUGCAGACGGAGAUCUGGAGUCAGCCCGACACGAGGCGCAGCCGGUUAAUUCUGUUUCUUCUCCUCACCCCCUGGUAGAGUUGUCUGAAUCUUCGGAGCCGCCGCGCCGCCCCCACACCACAAAUAAGAGCCGGCAGCAGCUGCAGCGAGAAAAAGCCCUCCAGGAGCAGUGUGAGAAACUGGGAGUGCAGGAUGGAGCCACCUCUGCUCUUCCCGAGCAGCUGCUUUCCGUACCAGAACGCAAGUCUUGUCAUCCUCAACAGCCUGUGGCACCAACUCAUGCCUCUUCAAAGGGAGACCAAAGGCAACAUGACAGCCAAGAGCAGCAAAAGGAACUGAGGCUGGGGGACCCCUGUAGUAGCAAUGAAAAUGCCCAGAACCUCCCUGCAAAGCCAAACUUGAAAGCGGAGAAAAAGAAAGUGGAAUUGUUAGUAAGUCGGCAGGAGAAAUCACGAUGGGAAAUCCUCCAGCAGGAACAGCGGCUGAUAGAAGAGAAGAAUAAACGCAAGAAAGCCCUCCUGGCCAAAGCUAUUGCUGAGAGAUCCAGAAGAACGCAAGCUGAAACAGUGAAACUAAAGAGGAUUCAGAAGGAGUUGCAAGCUCUGGAUGACCUGGUAUCCGCUGACAUUGGAAUCCUGCGGAACAGAAUUGAUCAGGCAAGCUUAGACUACUCCUAUGCCCGGAAACGGUAUGAUAAGGCGGAGUCGGAAUACGUGGCAGCCAAGCUGGACCUGCAACACAAGACGGAGAUUAAGGAGCAUCUCACAGAGCACCUGUGCACAAUCAUACAGCAGAAUGAACUCCGCAAGGCCAGGAAGCUGGAGGAGUUAAUGCAGCAGCUGGAAGUGGAGGCUGAUGAGGAAAGUCUGGAACUUGAGAUAGAGGUGGAACGGAUGCUGCAGCAGCAGGAGGCAGAAGUGGGGAGACAAGCUAGCCAGUCACAAAAUCAUGCCAGGAUGGCUAAAGAAAGCCCUACACCCGGUGCUACAGCAAGAGGGAAUGGGAGUGCUGAACGUACUGCUGCUUCCCCUGCUAUUUCUGAACAGUCAGUGCAGUGUGAAAGCUCCCAGAGCAAGUCCCUCUCCAAUAUGGACAGCCCAGCUCAAGCAGCGACGGCGACUGCAGACGACCACCCAGCUUGCUCUGAUACAUGA
This is a messenger RNA of Tinamus guttatus (white-throated tinamou), 1782 nucleotides long. The record is from RefSeq and is a predicted model, not a curated record. NCBI's taxonomy places the organism in Eukaryota, Metazoa, Chordata, Aves, Tinamiformes, Tinamidae.